UGCCAUUUGGUCUUUUCUUUCUAUCGCGUCGCGCGGAACACAAAGUGCUAAAGAUAGUCCCGCUGCUGAGUCACAAUUUAACACACUCCCGGCCAUGGCAGAGAACGACCCACAAGUUCAGUUUAAGCUGGUCCUCGUAGGAGAUGGAGGAACGGGGAAGACUACUUUCGUGAAGAGGCACUUGACAGGAGAGUUUGAAAAGAAAUAUGUUGCGACUCUGGGUGUCGAAGUUCAUCCCUUGGUCUUUCACACUAACAGAGGCGCUAUCAAAUACAACGUGUGGGACACAGCCGGACAGGAGAAGUUCGGAGGCUUGCGAGACGGAUACUAUAUCCAAGCUCAGUGUGCGAUCAUCAUGUUCGACGUAACCUCUCGAGUGACUUAUAAGAAUGUUCCCAACUGGCAUCGUGACCUGGUGCGUGUGUGCGAGAACAUUCCCAUAGUGCUGUGCGGCAACAAAGUGGACAUCAAGGACAGGAAGGUGAAAGCGAAGAGCAUCGUGUUCCACCGCAAGAAGAACCUACAGUACUAUGACAUCUCCGCCAAGAGUAAUUAUAACUUCGAGAAGCCGUUCUUGUGGCUUGCGCGAAAGCUGAUUGGAGAUCCCAACUUGGAGUUUGUGGAGAUGCCUGCCCUCGCCCCACCCGAAAUCGCUAUGGACCCAUCACUUGCUGCACAGUACGAGCAUGACCUAAAAGUGGCAUCAGAAACAGCUCUGCCAGAUGAGGACGACGACCUCUAACAUGUUAACCUUUGACUUUUUUUUUUUCUUCUCUCCCCCCCCCCCCCCUUUGUGGCAUUGCUGGGUUUCCUCAGCAAUCGGCGUUUGCCCCCUCCCCUCUCUUCUCCUCCGUUCCCCUUUUACUGUAAAACACCCUGCGCAGAUAUUUUUAUUUUUCAAAUUGUUCAUUUUGUGUUUCAGACUGAAUAAACUGAAGUUGUUGUCGAA
Molecule: messenger RNA, 949 nt
Organism: Ictalurus punctatus (channel catfish)
Lineage: Eukaryota; Metazoa; Chordata; Actinopteri; Siluriformes; Ictaluridae
Gene: ran
Product: RAN, member RAS oncogene family
Biological process (GO): protein import into nucleus; ribosomal subunit export from nucleus
Cellular component (GO): cytoplasm; nucleus
Molecular function (GO): GTPase activity; GTP binding
Source: RefSeq, marked provisional